Messenger RNA from Menidia menidia (Atlantic silverside), 1278 nucleotides. Lineage: Eukaryota; Metazoa; Chordata; Actinopteri; Atheriniformes; Atherinopsidae. The record is from the annotation of a GenBank genome assembly.
UCCCCUCACUUUCUGCAUUGCAGGGAAGAAAUGGCUGAGAGAAGGAAGGUGGCAGAUUCUUUGUCGUGCUCAAUAUGCUUGGAGGUGUUGAGGAAACCUGUGACUCUUCCCUGUGGCCACAGCUACUGUAUGGACUGUAUAAAUGGCUAUUGGGACCAGGAGAAUCAGAAAGGUGUCUACAGCUGUCCUCAGUGUAGACACCAUUUCAUCCAGAGACCCCUGCUGAACAGGAACACCGUGCUGGCUGAUUUGAUGGUAAACGUGACAGAAGCCCAACAAGCCGCCGCUCCCGGGAAGGAAGAAAUUGAUCCAGAAGGAGUGGAGUGUGAUUUCUGCAGUGGGAAGAAACUGAAAGCUGUCAAGUCGUGCCUGGUUUGUCUGGCCUCUUACUGUGCCACACACCUCCAGCCUCACUACGAGUCUGCUGCUUUCAAAAGGCACAAGCUGGUGGAAGUCACAGCCUCCAUACAGGACAAGAUCUGCUCUAAGCACGACAAGCUGCUCGAAGUUUACUGCUGCACCGACGAGCAGUGCAUUUGUCUGCUUUGUGUCAUGGAUGAGCACAAAAAUCAUGACACGGUCUCAGCAGCAGCAGAGAGGAAAAAGAAACAACAACAAUUUGGAAAAAAGAAGCAAAGUUAUCAGCAAGGAAUACAAGAAAAAGAGAGGCAACUGAAACAACUGAAACAGAACAUGAAAACACUGCAGUGUUGCAGGGAUGAGGCGCUUGAUCAAAAUGAAAAGGUGUACACUGAAAUUGUCCAGCUGGCCGACCAAAGGCGCUCUGAAAUGAAGGGACUGAUCAGAGAUCAGGAGAAGACUGCGGUUAGACGGGCUGAGGCACUCAUAGAUCAACUUGAAAGAGAGAUUGGUGAUCUAAGGAAGAGAGAAGAUGACCUGAAGGAGCUGUCUCUGACUGAUGAUCAUAUACAUUUCCUACAGAGAUAUAAGUCCAUUUUUGGCUGCACAGAGCUUCUGGAGUCCACUGAUUUAAACGCCCAGCUACAUGCUUAUUUUGGCUUUGUGACAAAGAUGAUAUCAGACUUGAAAGACAAAAUGGAAAUCAUGGCAAACACUAUUGAAGAGCUAUCAGACAAAUUUCAAGUUGGGCAGGAUCCAAAGACAAGACAAGAGUUAGCCAUGUAUACCUGCUCCCUCAGUUUGGAUCCUCACACUGCAUUUGAAAACCUAAUGCUCUCCGAGGGAAACAAGAAGCCUCUGUACCCCGGCUUCAUGGUGUCCCGAGGAGCCUCAGUUAGAAUACUCAGCCCAGAGUAA